This is a messenger RNA of Cordyceps militaris CM01, 1419 nucleotides long. Its product is annotated as carboxypeptidase Y. Gene Ontology annotation, cellular component: fungal-type vacuole. Gene Ontology annotation, biological process: proteolysis. NCBI's taxonomy places the organism in Eukaryota, Fungi, Ascomycota, Sordariomycetes, Hypocreales, Cordycipitaceae. The record is from RefSeq and is a predicted model, not a curated record. The transcript has 2 exons. The coding region runs from base 1 to 1419 and encodes 472 amino acids. Gene Ontology annotation, molecular function: serine-type carboxypeptidase activity.
AUGAAGUUGUCCGUGUCUGCCCUUUUCUUGGGCCUCUUGACCACGGCUGAUGCUGCCGGUCGCAUCAACCGUGUUCCCGACGAAGAGUGGGAUCACAUUCUCCACGGCUCCGACAUCUUGAGCCAGCGAUCGACUGAGACGGCCAGGACGGAUGGUUAUCUGGUGGACUAUUCACUACGGUCGAGAAUUGUUGACCCGUCUGCGCUCAAGGUCGACACCGUCAAGCAACUGAGCGGCUACAUUGACGACAAUGCCAGCGAUAAGCACUUGUUCUUCUGGUUCUUUGAGUCUCGUAAUGACCCUGUCAAGGACCCCGUCGUCCUCUGGCUUAAUGGCGGACCGGGCUGCUCUUCCAUGAACGGCCUCUUUACCGAGCUCGGUCCCGCCACCAUCCCGAACCCUGACUUGAAGCCCAAGAGAAACCCCUACUCCUGGAACAACAAUGCCUCGGUCAUCUUCGUCGACCAGCCCGUCAACACGGGAUUUUCCUACAGCGGAUCCAACGACGGCACCAGCGUGGCCAGCGCCAAGGACCUGUACUCGCUGCUGACCUUUUUCUUCCAGCAGUACCCUCAGUACGCUAAGCAGGACUUUCACAUCUCGGGCGAGUCCUACGCCGGCCAUUACAUCCCCGUCGCGGCGGCCGAGAUCUUUUCCCACGCCAGCCGCAACAUCAACCUCAAGUCUAUCCUCGUUGGCAACGGGUUGACGGAGCCUCUUACCCAGUACAAGUAUUACCGCCCAAUGGCCUGCGGCGAGGGCGGCUACCCGGCGGUGUUGAGCCAGCAGUACUGCCAAUCUAUGGACAAUGCACUGCCCGAGUGCCAAAGACGUAUCCAGAGCUGCUACGACACCGAGAAUGCGUCCACUUGCCAGAGCGCGACCAACUACUGCAACUCAAACGUCCUCGGUGUCUACAGUCGUUCUGGGCGGGAUGUUUACGACAUCCGAAAGCAGGACGGCGAGGGAACGCCCGACUAUAGCACCCAGUUCCUCACCAGCAACUACACCACCAAGAUUAUCGGUGCCGAGCAUGCAUGGACCCUGUGCGACAGCAGCGUCUACCAGGCCUUUUCCAGGACCGGUGACUGGAUGAAGCCCAUUUGGCGUGUCGUUCCCGGCCUUCUCGCCAAGAUUCCCGUCCUUAUCUACGCGGGUGAUGCCGACUACAUUUGCAACUGGCUCGGCAACCGCGCCUGGGCAAAAGCCCUGGAGUGGCCUGGCAAGGCUGCCUUUAACAAGGCGCCGGAAGUACCGCUGAAGCUGGGUGGUAGCGGCAAGGAGUAUGGCAAGGUCACUCACUCUGGAAACUUCAACUUUAUGCAGAUCUACGGAGCUGGACACAUGGUUCCCGAGGACCAGCCUGUGUCUUCUCUGGACUUCUUCAACCGCUGGAUUGCCGGCGAAUGGAACAAAUGA